AUGGCUGGGUUUACCGCCGGCCAACUCAUCAAACUUGCUGACGGCCGCCACGCGAGAGUUCGGUAUACUGGGACAACGCGUUUUGCCUCUGGAGAAUGGAUCGGGUUAGAACUCGAGGACGCAACUGGGAAAAACGAUGGCUCGGUUCAAGGAGAAAGAUAUUUCGAGUGUGAAUACGGAUAUGGCAUGUUCGUCCGGGCACCUGCUAUUAUAGAGGUUAUUGAACAGCCCCGGAAAGAAGAACCAAAAGUUGCGCCCAAGAGUGGCCUUGACGGCAGGGGAAGACCAACUUCGAUGGUAGUGUCCUCAGGAGCCUCAGGAAGUGCAGCUGGAUCAAGACGGCUGAGCCUGUUGUCGUCCACGAUUGGGGCAAAGAAACCGAGCUCGGGUGCUUCGAGUCCUUCGCCCAUUCCAAGAGCUUUGGGUCGUUCAUUGCGGUCACCUACGAAGUCUCCGGUAAAACAGCUAGCAGCCCCAGGCACGCCUGCUGCGUCGCGAACCUCAUCUUCUGCCCCAAGAACUCUUACCAGCCAUAAGCCUAGGCCGAGCUUGUCUAACCGUAGCUCGGCAGCUCCUACCCCCACACCUACAUCAUCUAGUACUCGGUCGUCAUUACGCCAAUCCAUGUCAGGACCUGCGGCCAAACCAGCUAGGUCUGGGUUGGCCUCUUCACGUACGACUACAAGCCCAGCCACAUCCAGACGAAUGUCUCUUAAGCCAGCCAUUGCGAAAUCGCCAGUGAUAGGCAAGGGGGAUGCAAGCUCAGGCGAGCAAAGCGAGGGGGCUUCGCGUUCGAAUUCUCCUCCAGAUGGACCAGAACUUGAUGUCGUCAAACCAAGCCUAGCACGACCCACACCGUCGCCAUUGAGCCAGAGAUCUGUUUCUGGAAGCAAUGCACUGCUGAAGGAGCUUGAUGAUCUGAAAACAAAACUAAAGAUCAUGGAGAAAAAACGGGGAGAAGAUCGUGAGAAGUUAAAGAUGGUGGAAACGUACAGGGCAGAGCGAGACAAAUUCGAGACUAUCAUCCAAAAGCUCAGAGAAAAGUAUCAACCCCAACAACAAGAAAUCACUACGUUGAGGAAACAGUUGAAGGAGGCUGAAUAUAGAGUCGAGGAAGUCGAGAGGCUCCAAGCCGAACAUGAAUCUAUUCUCGAGAUGGCUGCCUUGGAUCGAGAGAUGGCCGAGGAAGUAGCGGAAUCCAUCAAAGCUGAAUAUGAAGCUCUGAAAUUCCGAACUGAGGAGUUGGAACUUGAGGUAGAGGUUCUAAGAGAAGAGAACGACCAGCUUGGCCAAGUCAUGAGCCCUGAAGAGAAGUCAAGUCAGGGGUGGCUACAGAUGGAACGGACAAAUGAGAGGCUGCGUGAAGCUCUAAUCCGUCUCCGUGAUAUGACACAACAGCAAGAGGCUGAUCUAAGGGACCAGGUUAAAGAGCUAGAGGAAGAGCUGAAGGACUACAAUAACCUCAAGGCCCAGUAUGAGUCUACAAAGGAGAAAUUGCUUGAAUCAGAGGCAAACAUGGAGGAUCUUAAGCAACAAGUGGAGGCGUUAGGCGCAGAAGAGAUGAUUGAAGAGCUCACGGAGAAAAAUAUGCAGUACCAAGAGGAGGUAAACGAGCUAAAGGCUAUCAUCGAAGAUCUUGAGAGUUUAAAGGAACUGAACGAUGAGCUCGAACUCAAUCAUAUGGAAUCCGAGAAGCAGCUGCAAGAGGAGAUUGACUUUCGAGAGGGCAUCUAUCAUGAGCAAAAUCGAAAGAUUUCCCAGCAAGAUGCUGUCAUUGAGGAUCUUGAAUAUACUUUAUCAAAGUUUCGAGAGCUGGUCUCAACUUUGCAAACCGACCUCGAAGACAUGCGAGCCUCUCAACAAAUCACUGAGACUGAAGCUACUGAUUUAUCUAUGCGCUCAAGAGCAAUGAUGGAUCUAAACAUGAAACUCCAGGCAUCUGCUGCUAAAGCGCAAGUUAAGUCAAUCGAUGUAGAGUUAGGUCGAAUGGAAGCGGAGGAGUCGGCCAGUCAUCUGUCCAUUCUGAAGUUAUAUCUACCUGACUACUAUGAGAGCGAACGAAACCCGAUCCUUGCACUCCUUCGAUUCAAACGAGUAGGAUUCAAAGCCUCGAUAAUGAGUAAUACCGUCAGAGAACGCCUAGCGGACCCCUCGGUCCGCUUUCCUGAGCGAGAUGGCUUCCUAGCCUAUGAAGUCCUUGAAAAACUUACCUGGAUAUCUUUGCUUUGUGACAGAUUCGUUACCUUUAUAGAUGGCUGUUCAAGCGAACAAUUCUCCUCCUUUGAUGGAGCUCUCUAUGAGCUUGAACCAGUGGAGCGCAUCUUGAACUUUUGGAUCGAAAGUUUGAAAAAAGGAGAAUUGAACGAGAAGGCUUGCGCAGAUGAACUCCAACGAUCAACUGCACUGUUAUCGCACUUAGCAGAAACACUAAUACCACAGCAUGUUGAAGGCAGUGGGAAUGAGAUGUACAUGCUCUCUAUGCUGACGCAGACUUACCUGGACAACAUUGCGUCCUCUCUUUCUCAAUUGAAGUCAAAAAUUCAGUCUAAAGUACCACCUUCACCGGAGGAUGAGGAAAGCCAGCAUCUCUACAAGAAAAUCGAUCUACUCGUUCAGCAAGCAAGAGGAAUAAAGGUUGCAUCAAGUAAAGUCACUCGCUCUUUGGAGGAAUUGCGAACAAGAUCUCUAGCUCUUACAGAGGAAUGCAAGGAGACAUUUGAGUCCACGGAACAGGCAGCCAAGGAGACAUCAGCAUUGACUCAACUCAUCGGAAAUAGUUUCUUGCGGCUUAUCGAUGAUGAUGACCGUACUGAGCCGUUCACAUAUCCAGAAGUGUUGACCGGUAUGGCUGACGCAAUCUCUUCCAUCCCUGGAGGUUCUCCUGGAGAAUCUGUGACAAGCGAUGCCCUUGCUGUUAUCGCGAAUAAGCUUCGCCUUUUGACAGGUUAUGUUGACGAGACAUCGAACCUCUCCUCUGAUUUAUCCCAAACGGUAGAGUUUGACAGAAGGCAGUCUCCAUGGGUUGCUCGCUCCAAGAUGCUCAAAGCCAGCCAGGAGACAUCCCCAGACACUGAGGAGGAGAUCAGACGAUUGAAAAAUGAAAUCAGUGAGGCCUCCAACGCGCUUGGGGCGAAAGAUAGAGUAUUUGAAGAACAGUCUAUUAAGAUUGAACUUCUUGAAGCUCGGAUGCGUGAGGCUGGUAAGAAGGCGGCAGUUGUCAAGGAUCUGGAAGCCAAAAUUGAGAACCUACAAUCCAAGGAAAAUGAAUUGGUUGCUCUUGUAGAACGACAGUCUCAAAACAUGCAGGCUAUAGAGCGAGAGCGGGAUGAAUACAGAAGCCGACUAGAAAAACUGAAACAGGCGUCUGAAUCGGACGGAAGCUCUGGCACAGGCGGUGUUGUUAAUGCUGCAGCUUCUCUGUCGAUCAUGAAGGAAAACGAGGCCUUACGGGCCGAAGUUACCAGCCUCCAAUCCGCCAUACGCUACAUUCGGGAUGACAACAAGCGUGCUCAUCUUCUUGAUCCGUAUUCCGUACAGAGAAGCAAUCAUAUGCGUUCCUGGCUUGACGUUCCCUUGGUUCGUCCCAAGCUUUCGGCCAGCGAACACGAGCCAGACCAUAGGCACAAGCAGGCUGCUGAAUGCCGCGAUGUCCUUAGCCAUUUACUCAGGCUGACCAAGGAAUCCAAUAUUGUGGAUCUCAAGGCAAGCAACAUCUCAGACCCCGCAAAUCGCCUUGCAUGGCGCCCUGUCAAAUCGACACCCAAAUAUCAGGCCAUGAAGCAACGUGAAAAUUAUGAACAAUGGAACCAAUGGAAGGACGAAGUUGUAAAAAAUAGGAAAGUGAAGAGGCUUAAUACAAGUCACAGCAUGCAACGAAGCGGCCAACGAAGUGGCCAACCGGACGACCGUAUUGGCUUUCCGGUGGAUCAGCCUGCCUUCACCGAUAUUCCACGGAAAGGUCUAGGGACUGACGGAGACGAGGGCGUUAUGGGGAGAACAUGGAAGAUUCUAGGUCUUCAAACCGACACUGGCGAUAUUUCUCGGGUAUCAAAUGAGCCUCAGAUACUUGACGACUAG
Microsporum canis CBS 113480 is the source of this 4077-nucleotide messenger RNA. Its product is annotated as dynactin. The coding region runs from base 1 to 4077 and encodes 1358 amino acids. Gene Ontology annotation, molecular function: microtubule plus-end binding. NCBI's taxonomy places the organism in Eukaryota, Fungi, Ascomycota, Eurotiomycetes, Onygenales, Arthrodermataceae. The record is from RefSeq and is a predicted model, not a curated record. Gene Ontology annotation, cellular component: cytoplasm; microtubule plus-end; nucleus. Gene Ontology annotation, biological process: cytoplasmic microtubule organization. The transcript is spliced from 2 exons.